Molecule: messenger RNA, 3520 nt
Organism: Aspergillus ruber CBS 135680
Lineage: Eukaryota; Fungi; Ascomycota; Eurotiomycetes; Eurotiales; Aspergillaceae
Product: fumarylacetoacetate hydrolase
Exons: 13
Coding region: 1-3135 (1044 amino acids)
Molecular function (GO): acetylpyruvate hydrolase activity; hydrolase activity, acting on carbon-nitrogen (but not peptide) bonds
Source: RefSeq, a predicted model, not a curated record
AUGGCCGACUGGGGAAGUUCUCUACCUACCCGGAAGCAUUCUCCUCAUGACGAUGUUCACUUUGAUUCUGCGUUGAAGCCUCGCAAUCAUCGCAUGAUGGAGACCCCAUCCACGUCCAAGAUCUUGUUCCUUAACGUCCAAAUUAUAGAUUCCACCGGAAUCGAGCCGUACCAUGGUGAUGUCUACGUGAAAGGAGAGCGAAUUUGUUAUGUCGGGAAUGUGCCAAAUUUCGAGACUCUACGCAACGAUCCUACGGUUCGGGUGAUUCAGGGCAACGGUCGAACCCUCAUGUCCGGUCUAGGCGACGCGCACACUCAUUUCACGUGGAAUGAGACGGCUCUGGAUAAUCUUGGCGCAAUUGGGGUAGAGGAGCAUACCAUUAGCACGGCCCGGUCCGCAAUGAUCUACCUGGAUUCGGGAUAUACCAUGUGUUACGGAGCAGCUUCAGCCAAGGAUCGGCUUGACUGUGUUGUCCGCGAUGCCAUCAACCACGGGAGCAUCCCUGGCCCGCGUUAUCUCGCAAAUGGGAAGGAAAUUGCUCGUCGAGGGAAAGAGCUCACCUCGGGAAUUACUGCUUUUGCUGACGGACCGCUUGAGAUGCGGGAAGUUAUCCGGCAUCAUGCUGGACUGGGGGUUGACCAAAUUAAGCUGAGCAUGUCAGGCGAAGAGAUCCUUGAAGACCGUGCUGCAGAGGACAGCUACUUCAGUGAAACGGAAACAGCAGCAUGUGUGGACGAAGCACACCGUCUCGGCUUACGGGUUUGUUCCCAUGCUCGAGCUCGCGAAUCCGUCGCUCAAUGUGUGCGACACGGUGUCGAUGUCAUCUACCAUGCCAGCUACAUUGAUGAAGCCACCAUGGACGAGCUGGAAAAGAAUAAACACCGCCAUGUUGUUGCCCCCGCCUUGAACUGGCUGUAUGCAACUACAUAUGAUGCGGGUCCGUUUGGCUAUUCCUUUGACAAGGCUGAGCAGGAUGGAUACAAGAAAGAACUCGAUGUUGCCAUCAAGGCCUGCAAGGAAAUGCACCAAAGAGGGAUUACCGUCUUGCCGGGUGGUGACUAUGGUUUUGCUUGGACACCUCAUGGCACGUACUCCAGGGACUUGGAGCAUUUCGUGAAGCUGCUGGACUUCACUCCCAUGGAGGCGAUUAUUUCGGCCACGGCCGGAGUUGCUAAACUGUUUAUGCAGGAGCAGGAACUCGGCAAAGUCCAGCCUGGUUACUAUGCGGACAUAAUCUUAGUAGACGGUGAUCCUUUGAAGGAUAUCUCCGUUCUCCAGGACCAUGGCAAGCUUAAUGUCAUCAUGGUCAAUGGCAGGAUCCAUAAGGCGUCGCCAAUGGACUUUGAGCUUUCAAGACCCGCCCUGAUAGAGGAUCCUGCAAGUCAAGCCAGCAGCAAGCUCAGCAAUUAUGUGUCUUAUCUUGAUGACCAGCAGAGCCACCAUAUCGGUCACCUUGAUCUGGGCAACUCCAUGGUUACACCGCUAGCCAUGCUCUCUGGCGCGCCAGUCCGUACACUAUACCAGGUGAUUGAACUGAAUAAUGCAGUCGUCCCGUGUGGUGACCCUGUUCCCCUCGCUGGGCUCACCAUCCAGGCUCCGCUGAGCGACCGUGAUAUCCUAGCCGUGGGCAAGAACUAUGUGGACCAUGCCGUUGAGUUUAACCGGAGUGGAUUUGACUCAAGUGAUAAGAUCGACCAACCAACCCAUCCGGUUAUUUUCACCAAGCGGUCCACGAGCAUUGUUGCCUGCGGUAAUGAGAUUUAUCCUCAUACGGAGUUCACGGAAACCUUGGACUAUGAGGGUGAAAUUGGUGUCAUUAUUGGGAAGCCUGGGUUCCGGAUUGAUGAAAGGAAUGCCAUGGACUAUGUAUGGGGUUAUACCAUUAUCAACGAUAUAACAGCUCGUGAACGACAAAGGAACCACAGACAAUUCUACCUCGGAAAGUCAGCAGACACACUCUGCCCGAUGGGUCCAAUCGCUGUCCCGGCUGGCCAACUCCCGAAAAAGCUACGCGUGCAGACCUUUGUCAAUGGGGAGAAACGCCAGGACUCUACCACAGAUAACCUCAUCUUCUCUGUCGCGAAGCUGAUUUCUGUUAUUUCCGAAGGUGGGACGAUCAGGCCCGGGGAUGUCAUUGCAACUGGCACUCCCGCCGGUGUUGGUAUUGGCAAGAACCCGGCCAAGUUCCUCAAGCCUGGGGAUAAAAUUGAGGUAUCUGUGACCGGGCUUGGUUCUCUCGAAAAUCGCAUUGCGGAUCCGUCAUCAGAGAACGCUGUUGCUAAGCGUGUUUCUCUUGAAAGUCACUUGGCCAAUCUCAACAUUGAACGCACAGUGUAUGGAUCCGGCCUGAUGUGUCUUGAUGGAAAACAAGUGAACGUCCGUAAAAUUGGAACAGGACCGGAUAUCGCCGUGUUCGUCCACGGACUCGGUGCUUCGAGUGAAUAUUACACGCCAAUUAUCAAAAGCGGAGGCUUUGAAGAUAAUUACACGAGCUAUGUCUAUGAUCUUGAAGGGCAUGGACUAUCAGCGACCAAUGUUGCCUCGAUCGUCACCAUCGAGAGUUUUGCAGAUGAUCUUGCUAAUGUGGUUGCAUUGGCUGGAGCCCGCUCAGUCACUCUUUUCGCCCACUCCUUAGGCUGCCUCAUUGCCAUGGCUUUUACACUUCGCGACACAAGCAAAGUUAAGAAGCUGGUUCUUAUGGGACCACCGCCAUGUCCUCUCCCCGAAGCUGGCAAGAUCGCGAUGAGCAAACGUGCCGCUGCCGUUCGUGCAACGGGUAUGAUGGCAUCAGAAACAGCAGACGCCGUAAGCCAAUUUGGAACAUCUAGUGCCACAAAGAUCUAUCAGCCUGUUGCAUAUGCCGCAGUUCGCGCGUCGCUUCUUUCCACAAACCCCGAGGGAUACGCCAAGGCUUGUAUGGCAAUUGCGACAGCGUCUUCCAUGGCAGUGGAAAAGUUGACGAUGCCUGUUCUCCUGAUAACUGGUGAUGAAGACAAGACUUCCCCUGUGAACGUUGUAACGGACCUAUACGAGCGUCUCCCCGAUUCUCGCAUGGAGGUUCUGCGAUGUACUGGCCACUGGCACGUGUACGAGAAUGUCGAGGGGGUCUCGCGUUUGAUACGGUAUUUCGCUUGACUAGGUGACCAGGAUUAUAAGUUUCCGGAAAUGCAAGCACCUGAGGCGUCGCUAAAAAUGAAGAAGCCCAGUCUCAGAAGUAGUACGGGGUUCCUGGUCAAGCUUCUAGCUACAUUCAUCCUCAUUGUCUUUGUCUUCCUGACUAUUCUUUUCGUUGAAGAGCUGCCGGUUCAAAAUCUGCGUGAGCCUGUACGCCGUAUUCGCCAUUUUUAUACCAUUAUGAUUCGGUGGAUCGAGUUGUCGCUUGAUAGGUAUUACAUACCAAUAUAGUUAACCCAAUUCAAGUUCGCCUUCUUCACGAUUUCGGGAGUCAUGUCGCAACGACCGCUGCCACGUAUCAAACACAAGGCGGAUUCCUUCAUAACAGCAUCCAAAUGAUUCUCUA